GGAGUCUGUCGCCGCCUCCUCCCGCCCGCACCGGUUGUCAUCGCAACCGGACGUUAACGGUAACUCUCACAACAAUCGGGGCGUCCGACCCGCACAGUUUGUGGUAGAUGGCGUUUCACUCGCACAUCCACAGGGAUCCGAACGGAACCUACACGUUCUCCAGUCGGCCCCGACCCGUGGAGAACCGCUCCAAAUACAGAGAGGCCCCGCCCGAACAGACACAGGGCAACUAUGGAAACAUUAUGUACGACCGCCGCGUUGUCCGAGGGAACACUUACGCUCAACAAUUCAUACCGACCGCCGCCCAGCCGGACGCUGCUGAGAUGGAAAUGCAGCAGGAGAUCCGGAGGAGAGCCAUUGCUCGAAAACGGGCCAGAGAGCAGAGCGGACCAAAGACCCCUGAAGCCCUGCAGGGCAGACAACACAUUGAUGUACAAACAGAACUUUAUCUUGAAGAACUAAGUGAAGCCAUAGUGGGUACAGAUGUUGACUGCCAGACUGAUGCUUUCCUGGACAGACCUGCAAGCCCGCUCUUCAUACCUGCCAAAUCUGGCACCGAUGUUGAAACACAGAUAGAGGACGGAGAGUUGUUUAACUUUGACAGCGAGGUGCAGCCGGUGCUGGAGGUCCUGGUGGGUAAGACGAUAGAGCAGUCUCUGCUCGAGGUGCUGGAGGAGGAGGAGCUGGCCUGUCUCAGGGCCCAGCAGAGGGCCUACCAGGAGCUCCGGAAUAUCGAGCUGGCAGAAGUGCAGCGGCUUCAGGAGCAGGAGAGACGCCACAGCGAGGAGAGAGUACAUAGAAUUGCUCAGCAGAAGGAGGUGCUGGAGAAAGAAAGAGAGGCUGCGGAGAAGAUUGCUGCCCGUGCAUACACCCAGCAGUACUUGGCUGACCUUGUACCCGCAGUCUUCAAGUCAUUGUAUAGCCACGGCUACUUUAAUGAUCCUGUUGAGAAAGAUAUCGAGACAAAUUUCUUCCCAUGGCUGAUGGCUGAGGUCAACAACACGUUGGAGAGGAGAUACACAGCAAGACAGCUCCUGGACAAUAUCAUCCACGAUGUCGCCAAGGAGAGACUGGAGGGCUUCAAGGAGGCCAAAUCUGACGAGUAGCGCCCAGAGAGUGAUAAAAGCACAAUUCUCAGAGAUGGAGUCAAUGUCACCACAAUGAAUGUAUUAUGAAAAAUAAAUUUCUGCAGACAAAACUGUGGUUUGAGAUCAAGCAACACCACUAACUCGAUUGUUAUUUAACAAUGUUAAAAUCAAAAUGUAGCACUUUAAAUCAACUUGAUUAUCCCCCAUUAGCUGCAGUUAAUGGAUGAGACAUUAUGACAGAUUUUUUCUGAGGUUUUCAGUCAGAAAUUGUGGCCUACAUUGGCGUUUGGUGAUUUUUUCAAAUCAUUCAGUAGAUAUUUUAUGGCUUUCGUCAAAACCACUAUGGCCCAGAAAUAAUAUGAAAUGUGUCCAUGUUUGUUAUCCUGAGCCGCCCCAAGUUAUACAACUCUUAUCGUUUUCCUUUUUGUUUUGACAACCAGUCAAAACAGUGUUUAUUUCUCUCAGGCAUGCAAUUUGUCUUUAGAAAUUUAGCUCUCGCCAAAUAAAAUAUGACCAAAAACAUGGUUUUAUCUCAAAAACUGUAUCAGUCACAUAGCAGGUGUACAGCAGGGUUUUUUUUUCUUUUUUUCUGUUGAGGAACUCUGUAAAUAAAUAUUUAAAGGAC
This is a messenger RNA of Scophthalmus maximus (turbot), 1713 nucleotides long. It is a transcript of the gene rsph3, whose product is annotated as radial spoke head 3. Gene Ontology annotation, cellular component: cilium. The record is from RefSeq and is a predicted model, not a curated record. The transcript is spliced from 8 exons. Bases 108 to 1106 code for a protein of 332 amino acids. NCBI's taxonomy places the organism in Eukaryota, Metazoa, Chordata, Actinopteri, Pleuronectiformes, Scophthalmidae.